Prinia subflava (tawny-flanked prinia) is the source of this 1480-nucleotide messenger RNA. RefSeq names its product EF-hand domain family member D2 (gene EFHD2). Lineage: Eukaryota; Metazoa; Chordata; Aves; Passeriformes; Cisticolidae. The coding region runs from base 24 to 638 and encodes 204 amino acids. The transcript has 4 exons. The record is from RefSeq and is a predicted model, not a curated record. Gene Ontology annotation, molecular function: calcium ion binding.
CGCGGCCAUCCGGGCACCGCACCAUGGCGGCGGCGGCGGAGGAGCCGGAGGGGCGGCGGGGCCGGGGGCCGCGGCCGGGACCGGCGCCGGGCAGCCCCGCGGGGCGGGCGGUGGGCGAGGGCUCGCCCGGGGGCAGCGGCCGCCGCGUCUUCAGCCCCGCCGGGGAGUUCCGCGAGUUCUCCCGGCGGCAGCUCCGAGACAUGGAGCGGCUCUUCCGACAGUACGACGCAGGGAAGGACGGCUUCAUUGACCUGAUGGAGCUGAAGCUGAUGAUGGAGAAGCUGGGGGCUCCACAGACACACCUGGGACUGAAGAACAUGAUCAAGGAGGUGGAUGAGGACCUGGACAGCAAGCUCAGCUUUCGAGAGUUCCUGCUGAUUUUCCGGAAGGCAGCAGCGGGUGAGCUGCAGGAGGACAGCGGGCUGCACGCCCUGGCUCGGCUUUCCGAGAUCGAUGUCUCCACGGAGGGCGUGAAAGGCGCCAAGAACUUCUUUGAGGCCAAGGCACAAGCCAUCAACGAAGCCAGCAGGUUCGAGGAGGAGAUCAGGGCCGAGCAGGAGGAGAAGAAGAAGCAGGCGGAGGAGCUGAAGCAGAGGAAGGCAGCCUUCAAGGAGCUGCAGUCCACCUUCACGCAGUGACAGGGCCAGGCGGGACCAGUGCUGCCUGUGCCGCGUGCCAGCCGCGGGGAGCGGUGCCCGAGUGCCACCUGGGCUGCUGGCACAGUGCCACCUGGGCUGCUGGCACAGUGCCACCUGGGCUGCUGGCACAGUGCCACCUGGGCUGCUGGCAGAGCCCGGGCAGCCCCGGCUCCUCCCUCCCCUCUUGCUGUGGUGUCUGUAGGUGUUGUUCGUGCCCCCCACCUCCCCAGCGUGCCCCCCACCCUGCACAGCCCCCUGUCCCCUCUGCCCGCAGCUGCACGGGGGGUUGCUGCUGAGUCCCAGGGGAGCUGUGUGCAGUGUCCCUGGGGCACCAUGCCCAGACUGUCGUGUGUUGUGAGUGCACUGGGAGGUUUGCAGGACGGGGGCUGGCGCCCGUGGCCAUGGUGGGUGUUGUGGUGGCCACACUGGCUUGGCAUCUGUUGGUAUUGCUGUGUGUGACACCAGUGACAUGGCAAGGGCCAGGUGCUGGUAGAGGGGCUCCGUGUGUGUGUGGCUGUGUGGGUGUGUGGUGCUGGGGGUGGGUGUCCACCCCUCUGACGUGGAGCCCCCCCAGGAGCUGUGUCUCUCUUUAUUUGGUCAAAGACGUACAGAAAGGCAGCUGCUGGCUCAUGGGGCUGUUUAAUGUUUUGUCAUGUUGUGUUCAGCCUGGCAGGAUGAGCGUGGUGGCCACAAGUGGUUGCCACUGGUCACUGAGGCUCUCGUGUUUGUGGGUUGCUGUAAAAACCCACAUCUGUCCCACAUUGUCCCCUGAGUGGCGGCAUAGGGGGUGUGUUAUGUUGUUUUUUUUAAUUUAAUCCCAAAUAAAUAUUAUAUUUCUUAAA